AGGAGCCUCAAUCUCGAGCCAUCUCCAGCCAACUGCCGGUGACGGUGCAGUGCCAGGAGGCUCAGCUGGUGGUGACGGUGCACAGGGACCUCUUUGGUACUGGGCGCUUGGUCAAACCGGCCGAGCCGACAACCCCGCCGUCAUCCCCAUCGAGUGCGGGGGUGGCCCCGCCGUCGGCUUCUCAAUGCUUUUCCACCCAGAUCACGCCGGAUUCCCUCAUCUACCGCACGCUCCUCAACUACGACCCCAGCCCCGCCAGCAACCCCGUCAUCAUCCGCAGCAACCCCGCCGUCAUCCCCAUCGAGUGCCACUACCCCAGGAGGGAGAACGUGAGCAGCAACGCCAUCCGCCCCACCUGGGCUCCCUUCAGCCACACGCUCUGCCUGGUUGAUGGGAGGUCAGACGACACCAGCUCUGCCUUCAUCACCCCCCGGCCCCGGGAGGACAUGCUGCGCUUCAGGAUCGAUGUGUUCAGGUUCGCGGGGGACGCCAGGAACCUG
Molecule: messenger RNA, 500 nt
Organism: Tauraco erythrolophus (red-crested turaco)
Lineage: Eukaryota; Metazoa; Chordata; Aves; Musophagiformes; Musophagidae
Source: RefSeq, a predicted model, not a curated record